Messenger RNA from Caenorhabditis auriculariae, 6398 nucleotides. The record is from the annotation of a GenBank genome assembly. NCBI's taxonomy places the organism in Eukaryota, Metazoa, Nematoda, Chromadorea, Rhabditida, Rhabditidae.
AUGGCUCAAGCCAGCCGUGAAUCAGCUAUAGCACAUGUUUCAAGUCAGUGGGCAAAAAACGACAUCUGGUUAAAAAGUCCGUCCGCCACGGCUUGACAUCUUUCGCGUGUCUGCGUCUCUCCGUUCUUUCACCGGCGAGGUCAGAGAAACAUGGAAAAAACACGUAAACAUGAGAGAGACGUCGGUAGAAAAAGAGGGCGCAGAGAAGUCACGCCCUUUCAAGUCACGAAAAACGGACUAUAUCUGGCCUUUUUCAAAAGUCUUACUGUGAAUGGGAACAAGUCUCUUCAAUUAAAAAAGUUUUGUUUUUUUUGAAACCGCUUUUUUCAAAAAAACUACUCCAGUCUCUCAAAAAAAUUUCAAGGUGAAGAGAAAAUUGAUAAAAAAAAAACGAAGAAGCCUCAUGAGAAGCAGCAUCCGUCCAUGGAUUCUUGAAAAAUGAAUAUUUUCGUGGGUCUAAAGCGGCAUUCACAAGAAUAGUCAGUAAAUCAAUUAUAAUGGCAAGUGGGGCUUUUUCAAAAUAUCCACUAAAGCCGUGAGAAAGGCGAAAAAAAUUAAAGAAGCGAUAAAAAGGAAAAUAAUCCUUUUCAGCGUGUAAAAUAAAUUGAGAUGAACUUGUGAGAUAAGAAAAGAAAAAUCAACGCGACGAGUAAAGCCCAAAAGAAGGUUAUUCCUGAAGACUUGAUAGUCUACAGCAGCUACCAGCGACCAGCGACCAGCGACCAGCGACCAGCGACCAGCGACCAGCGACCAGCGACCAGCGACCAGCACCAAACAAUGGACAACGGAAACCGUGGAAAGAAGAAUGUGGCCAAGUGGAUUUCAGGUAUAAUACAGUACUGUAGGCGUUCGCUUACAUUAGCUCUCGUCUCAAGAAUGGAAUGAAUAGCUAGGGACUUUCAUGAACACAGACAGAUGUUCAGUGGUGCACCUUUUUAGAAGGCCUUAAGUAAGCAUCAACGAAGAAUAGUUAAGAGCGCUUGAGUUCUUUUAAAGGCAUUAAGCUCAUUCCUCUUAUUCGACAUACCCUAGUCCAAAUAAAUAGGAAGCGGAGCACGGUAUUUAGCCGUUUUUUCUUCGUUGACUUCUUGAUACCGUUUUGGGCUCUCGAUUCUGUUCAUUCCUUCCAAUGACGUAGGACUCGAAAAGAACAAUGAUAUAGUCCUAUUUUUCCGUUGAUCCUUUAUAAUGCCAUUCAGUUUCAUUCUUCGAAAACCGUAUAGUCUUGAGAAAUUCGGAUUCAUUAACCAUCAUGUAGAGGGGAACGAAUAUUGACAGUCUUCUAUAUCGAAAAUAUACAAGAAACAUUUUCUCAGCCUUUUCAAAAAUAAGCUUGCGGUCUCUGACUUUGUUGCUAUAAAGUAAGCGCACUCUUAAGAUGUAGGAACUUGAAAAGUCACUUGCGGAUUUCAACUCCAGUUCAAACGCGAUCGUGCAUAUGAAUGACUCAAAAACUGAGGGAUCACUUGACAGAACGUCGCUGAGAAUCGUUCAACAAACCGACUCCGAUUUUUGUCGAAAAAAAACUGAUUACUCGAAUUAUAGGAUCGAUCGAAGGUGACAAGGGCGGCGCAGCAGGCGAAAGAUCCAGGGUCGGGGGCAUCCAGAAUGCCAGUUCGUUUCAAACUUCUCUUAACAUUCCUGUGGUACUUGAGAAAACUCUGUUUCAAAAACAUGAAAUAUUUUAAUACGAAGGCAUCUUGCUCUUGUCAGAUGUACUCAGAACGUAGGAAUGAGCUUCUCAAAGUGAGUUUGGUCCUAGAUAAGCUGAAGUCCUUGUUAGCUUCUUGAUGAAGCGCACGAACUGUACAAAAAGCGGUUUGCAAUGUAUUUCAAAUCAGUAAAUACUGAUCAGUUGAGCUAUUAUGAGAACAAUGUUUAGAAAACAUCAUCUAUACGGUGAUUGGCGGCGUAUUCCGGCUAAAAGGCGGAUCGGAAGCACUUCCAACGACCCCGUGUGAGCCCACGAGCCCGAACCAACCCAACGUCAACAUGCAGAACCCGAAGCCAGAAGGUAUAUUAUGUUGAAUCAAUUAAAACUCGCUGUUUUAAUACUAGUAGUUGAGCUAGUAGCACCGGAGAAAUGGAAAAAGAUAAGAGAAACGAAAUACUUAAUGAGGAACACUGAGAAAAGCAGUAAUUUUUGUGUAGAAAUGUACCUUUCCGAUUUGAAUUUUGAUUUAAAACGUAGAAAUUUAAAAUCAAUGAAUCUCACAGUUAAAUCGAGUAUAAUGUCCAAAGAUCAUUUAAAAAAUGAAGACUUUUAAAGAUUCAACUAAUAUGAAUUACUCAUCUCAUUUCAAAUAUUCUUUUCCUCGAUUAGUGAGACUCAUCUCAUUUCAAAUAUUAUUUUCCUCGAUUAGUGAGAUUCAAACAGUACAAAUUCAUCACUCAAUGAAAAAAGCCAAGAUUCUCUAGCUGUCCAAGGUGUCAGCAAAGACUCGGCCAAUGUUCAGAACUUAUUUUGAAAUUUAAAGUUAGGACCUAGUUGCUUUCGAGUCGAUUCUGUAUCCCUCGAGUUUUGUAGCCCCGCCUGGGUACGAGAUCGAGGGCAGCGAAGCCGCGCACAGCGGAGUGAUGCCGAAAACGGAAGACAAGGUGCUCUCAGAGCUUACCAGCACGGAAGGGACAGGAAAAUGCGGAAUUAGGGAGGGACUACUCAUGACAGCAGAAGAGAGGAAGAAAGUGAUUGCAAUGAGGGACAGUAAGCGUUACUUUUUCAUUUCAUUCUAUCACUUCAUCACCGAUAAAACUGAUUCAAGGUAUGAAUUCAAACCUAGAGGCCGAUUUUUUUUUUAGAAAAAUCAACUAAGGAUGAAUUGAUUUAAUUUUCUUUGUUAAGAUUUGGAUUGAAGUGAACUCUUUGGGGUUUGUGAAUAAUAUAAAUAAAGUUUGAGUGUUUCGAAACCUUUCUGAAAAAGGCGGUAAAUUCUCAUCCAUCAAUUCCCUUUGAAAUUAAGGUCCAGUUCCCGUUAGAACUUAAUAAAGCUAAACAAUGAAUAGUUAUUGGGAAUAUUUUCAAAAAAUCAUGUGAGCUCGUAUUAACUGAGCAAACCGUGAGAUACAUUUGAAGUCAUUAUUAUAAAAAACCAGAAAAAAAACGUAUUUUUCUAUAGUUCCAUAUAAGAACUUUUUCAUCCGCUCCUCCUCUACUAAUAAAGACACCGAAUUUUCGAAAAAUGAGACGAUCUAAAAAAAAACAAAGGUUUAAUAGAUUUCUCAAUUUUUCUUUUGGGAUUCUCUAUUCUAUUUACAGUUGAAGACUUGCAUCAAGUCAUAGUUCCGUUGCGGGAAGCCAAGAAGGUGCAGAUCGACGACGAAACAUUUUUAGAAAAGUUGUACUUUUUCCAUGGGUAAAAAAUUUUGAUUGUACCACAUCGAAAUCGAUCUUGUUCAGUUUUUUGCCACAGAUGGAGUGCCGAGUAUUUCUCCGCCGAGCGGGCGAUUUCUUGAUCAGAAAAUGGGAAGGUGAAGCAAAAUGGAAGUUUAGACUCCUUAAUAAGGUUAUUCAGACGAGGGGAAGGAUUAUAUAGUCGUGUCUGUGGGCGUGCUAUUAGAAUACACAAGAGACGUGAGCGAUGGUGAUUUUUUUAAAAUCUUUUUAAAGUUGAAAAAUUUUUCAAGUCAAAUUCAUAGCGGUUAAAAAGGGAGUUUUCAACCUUUUGAAUAUAAAAGAAGUUCUUCAAUGAAAUUUCGUUUUUCUUCUAGCUUUUUUUAUGUUAGAUAGUCUCAAUACCAGUUCUCAUCCCACAAUCCCCUUCACAUUCGAAUUCCAGACAUGGACCAGAACUACGGCGCUGACGAGCCAGUUUUUAUCAAGGACUAUGUAGUCAAGCGGAACAAGAAGGGUCUCUUCAUCGAUUACGAAAUUAAUUUUGACUCGCUGGAGAAUCUACUCGUCUACUAUCUCUUUCACCCGCACAAGGUAAAAACUAUUGAUUAAGAAGAUGAGGGCGAAAUAGGAGAAAGUUUCGAGAAAGGGAAAUUAGUAGUUGAAUUAGUUUAUAUCGAAAAUGAAAAAUUCUAAUAAUUGAGUCCGUUAAAAAAAUAAGCUUUGAAAAAUAUAUAAUUUCAGGAGUCGCUGGAGAUUCAAUUGGAACGUCCUUGCCCGAAGCGCUACUUCGAGUUCAGCGCCGCUCAAAUAGAAAAGAAGAAGACGGUGAGUUAUGAACACCGUGAAAGUCAAAAAUCGUAGAGAACGAAAAUGAAUGAUCCAUGGACAGUUUCAGCAAAAAUUAUGAGUGAUUCUAUAUCUUGAAAGUUUUUACUUUUUUCAAUAGUUUGUUAAUGGCUUGUUGCAAACCACCAAAGUUGCUCCAAAACGAUACUUAUUUUCGUUUCCUGGCAAUUUUCGCUUUCCCCGAUGAACACGCCAUCCAAUUUGAAUCAACAUCACAUCGGAAAACAUUAAUCAAACUGAUAUAAACUACAUUAUGAAUUGAGCACAUUCAUUCAUCAAGAAAAUCAAAUAAAGCACUUAAGUGACUGAAAGUAGCGAGAAUCGUCAAUUCUGGUAUCGAAUUCGGCUGAGAAAAGUAAUUCGGACUGAAAAGUCCGUUUUUGUUGUACCUUUUUGAAAAAAAAAUGUUUGAAAGCUGUCUGCCAAAAUUAAAUAUCUCUUUUCAGCUCGGAUCAGGUGCCUUUGGAGAAGUUUUUUUGGGCGAAGUGAACGCGAUUGGUAUCAAGGACAUGCCGGUCGCCGUCAAAUCGGUGAGUACAAUUGAAGGAGUGUUCUUGGAAAUAACUUCUCUUCUUACAGUUGCUGAAGGACGCCCCGAACUCAAAUGAGCUCAGCGAACGGAUGCUCGAAGAAGCACGAAUUAUGCUGACCCUCAAUCAUGAACACGUGUUGGAAAUCUACGGAUGGGCGAUCGACAAGAAGCCGUUCAUGUUGUUAAUGGAGCUGAUGGAAGGUGAGCGUUUUCACUAAUGGAAAUGAAUUCAAAAACUAAAGCUAUUUUCAACUUGGAUCUCAAAACUUGAGCAAAGAAAUCUGUACUUUUUCAAGUCCUACAUUCCAUUUGUUUUUGAGAGCUGAAGUAAAAUUAACUUGCAAUUUUGUAUGAAAGCUGUAAACUUGAAUGAAAGGAAAAUCCUAACGAAGCUUUAAUUCCAGGAGGAUCAUUGGACAAUUUCCUCAUAAACCACUUUGAUGGUUCAAACGACACCCGUUUGGUUAAGUUCGCCCUUGAAGCUGCCAAAGGAAUCGCGUAUCUCCAUGAGAUGAACGUACUACACCGAGAUGUGGCGGCCCGAAACUGCUUGUUGACGGCCGACCUCACGGUUUGAUCGGGAUUAUCAACAGAAACUGGAAAGAAAUAUUUUCUAGCUCAAGGUCGCCGAUCUGGGCCUAGCAACGACUGGUACGUGGUAUUAUAUGAAGAGCGCCGAGAAGCUACCGACGAGGUACCUUUCGCCGGAAACUCUUUCCAUGUUUGUGUUCGUCCAGGCUUCCGACUGUUUUGCCCUCGGAGUGAGUUCACUUGGUUAUAAUGGGAGACGAAUUGAUUAUUUUAGAACUUGGUUUACGAGAUAUUCAGUGGUGGGCUGAUGCCGUUUGAAGACUUUAACUCUGCUGACGCCAGAGAAAAGGUCUGUUCCGUCCUUUUCAAGUACUUUCCAGUUGAAAGUGAUGAGAGCAAGCGGAAUCAUGAGAGAAAACUUCCAAUUUUUAAAAGAAUUCUCCCGUAUUCUGAGUUUAGAUUUUGACGGGUGAAACAAACAGUUUCGAUGAGACUCGCGCUCCGCCGGCACUUCGUUCAUUCGUCGAAAAGAACUUGUGGACCUACAUGAUGAGAGACAGAAAGGACAUGCAAACGGUUUUCAAUUUUAUUUGGUUGAAUCUCAAGAAAAGUUUCAGACUGUUGAGUACCUCAAAGGCAUCUACAAAGCCUGCAAAAAGGUCAGUUACUCUUUCUACACCAGUUUCUGAUUUAAAUACUUCUUCAGGUGGAAGGAGGUCCGAAGACCCUGACACAAGAGACGGAAAUGAGUAUUGUGAGUUCGAACGAGCUCAAAAACCGGAAUUGUUCAAACUUAUUUCAAACCUUUCGCGAUAACUUUAGUGAGAAACUUUUCGGAAAACCAUGAUUUUUGAUUUGAAUCGAUAAGUGAAAUGAUGAAAUAAAGUAACUCUGGAAAAAAAAACAGAACAUAGUUCCAUGACAAAACUUUUUCGAAUCUGAAUUUCUUGUCGAGCAAUAAUCUCCUGUCGCUACAGGCUAAAGAAGAGGGGGAACCCGUCAAUAAAGAAGUCACAGUAAAGAUUCGCCGCCGGAAGCCAGUUAGCCGCGCUGUCAGUUACGCCUUUACCGGGACCAUCUUGAGAGAACUUUCUUCAGGAAAUCAUGGAAGAUAUCUGUCCGACGCAGGAAGAGACAGCCGCGAACAAAGACUAG